Molecule: messenger RNA, 1308 nt
Organism: Epithele typhae
Lineage: Eukaryota; Fungi; Basidiomycota; Agaricomycetes; Polyporales; Epitheliaceae
Exons: 4
Coding region: 1-1308 (435 amino acids)
Source: RefSeq, a predicted model, not a curated record
AUGGUCAACCUCCUCCUCCUCCUCGUGCUCUCCGCCCUCCUCAACCAGUCCCGCUGCCACCCCGUCGACUGGCUCCGCCGCUUCUCCCCCACCCCCCGCGACGACGGCAGCGGUUGGCUCUGGGGCUGGGUCUGGGCCGCAGACGGCACCGUCUCCGUCGUCGACCGUUCUCCCCCUGUCACCUUCCCCGCCCGCCCUGCUUCAUUCGGCGCAGAGCUCACCGACCCGCUCUUGGGCUAUGUCAUUCCUCUCUCCUCCUUCUCCGCCCCGUGCCCCCGUGAUCCCCACAACCAGACCGAGCCCGGCCGCCCGUUCGACCCGGACCCCGUCCUCGGUUGCCCGGACCUCUGCAUAACUGGACCCCAUGAGCCAGAGGAUGCGGAUACGUGGAUUGCCCUUGUGCAGCGCGGGGGAUGCCCUUUUGUGGAAAAGGCACGCCAGGCCCAGAAGCUCGGAGCGAAGGCUAUCGUGGUAGGAGGAGAUCGAGACAGCCCGGACGCGCUGCUCAAUAUGUUCAGCGAGACCGACGCGUCCGACGUGACGAUCGCGGCGACGUACAUCAAGUACUGGGACUACCUCCAGCUUUCGUCCAUGAUCGCCACCUCGAAUACCACCCACAAUGGGCUGAAGACCUUGUCGCUACUCAUUAACACGGAGUACUCGGCUUGGGAGUGGUAUUCGCCCAUCAUCACCUUUAUUAUCAUCCUACUCCUACCGUCAUGCCUCACGUUUCUCACUCUCCUCAUCCAUCGGAUUCGCGCUGCACGCGCGGCCCAGCGCGACCGAGCACCCGAGAGCGUGGUCUUCAAUCUUCCCUCCCGCGUCUGGACCGGUCACGGCUGGGAGAAGCCGCCCCCGACGACCUUCGUUCCUGCCGACACCGUCACCACAGAAGGCGAACCUAUCGUUGAACAAAGCUCCGAAGAGCCCACAGCAUCGACUUCGCAUGGAGAGAAUGUGCCCGCAUGGGUAGACGAGCAGACGGAAUGUGCGAUCUGCCUGGAGAUGUUCGUCAAGGGCGAUCGCGUCCGCGUUCUGCCCUGCUAUCACUUCUUCCACAUCGACGAGAUUGACCAGUGGCUCAUUCACAAGAAGAAGCUGUGCCCGAUCUGCAAGGCCGACGUAACGCAGUCGCACGCUGCUCCGGAGGUUCCAGACGCUGUGGAGGUCCACCCUCACGACGAGGUGGCAUCACCUGCGGUCGCAUCACCUGCAGACGCAUCGUCUUCACGGACGCCCUCUGCUUCUGCAAAUCCUACGGAACGUACACCACUUCUACAGGCUCCAGACGCGUCGGUGGCCUCCUAG